Colletotrichum acutatum is the source of this 901-nucleotide messenger RNA. RefSeq lists its product as uncharacterized. Lineage: Eukaryota; Fungi; Ascomycota; Sordariomycetes; Glomerellales; Glomerellaceae. The record is from RefSeq and is a predicted model, not a curated record. Gene Ontology annotation, molecular function: zinc ion binding; DNA binding. The transcript has 6 exons. The coding region runs from base 125 to 724 and encodes 199 amino acids.
AAUCUGUCAUUACCACAUCACCUCCCUCGCAUUUAUUCUUCUUCCAGACACCUCCGUUUAUUCUUGUCACUUUCUUCGAGAAGACCUUUCCCCACCUCCAAUCGCUCUUGAACCUGUCGUCAAAAUGCCUGACUACCGCAUUGAGGUGUCGCCCAAUAACCGCGCCGGAUGCACCGAUGGCGUGUGCAAGAAGGCCGCGGCCAAAUGCUUGAAGGGUUCCCUUCGCUUCGGCACAUGGACCAAGAUUAUGGAUCAUGAGUCCUUCAAGUGGAAGCAUUGGGGAUGUGUUUCUGGUGAGCAGAUCAAGCACGUACAGGACCUUUGUGAGAGGAACGGAAAGUUCGACUUUGACGCCUUCGAUGGCUAUGAUGAGAUGGGCGAUCACCCUGAUCUUCAGGCAAAGAUCCGUAGCGCCAUAGAGCAGGGCCACAUUGACGCCGCGGACUUCAACGGUGACCCCUGGAUGAACAAGCUCGGCCAGCGCGGCAUUCGCGGCAAGAAGCCCAAGGACUGGGAUGAUGGCGAGGAGGAAGAUGAGGAUGAGGCCCCUGCCAAGGGCAAGAAGCGCGGUCGCAAGGCCGCUGAUGACGAGGAAGAGGAGAAGCCCAAGGCUAAGCGCACCAAGAAGGCCGGUGCCAAAGCCGAGGCUGAGGACGAGGUGGAAGAGAAGCCCAAGCCAAAGGCCAAGCGCGAAGGCUGCCGCUGUCAAGAAGGAGGAAUCUGAUGCGGAAGAGGCGGAAGAGGCUCCCAAGGCCAAGCGUGGUCGCAAGUCUGUCGUCAAGAAAGAGGAGUCUGAUGUCGAGGAGGCGGAAGAGGAGGCUCCCAAGCCUAAGCGUGGUGCCGCCAAGAAAGCUGCCCCCAAGAAGGCAGCCACGAAGGUCAAGGCGGAGGAGAGCGAAGA